Molecule: messenger RNA, 4444 nt
Organism: Labrus mixtus (cuckoo wrasse)
Lineage: Eukaryota; Metazoa; Chordata; Actinopteri; Labriformes; Labridae
Gene: tapt1b
Product: transmembrane anterior posterior transformation 1b
Exons: 14
Coding region: 1-1719 (572 amino acids)
Biological process (GO): maintenance of protein localization in endoplasmic reticulum; positive regulation of cilium assembly
Cellular component (GO): endoplasmic reticulum membrane; ciliary basal body
Source: RefSeq, a predicted model, not a curated record
AUGGCGGACUCGCUGUCGUCAGGUCUGGGAGACGAGAAAGAGAAGGAGAAGGAGGACAGGGAGAGGAGCAGACACGCUGCCAAAGCAGAGAAGAACACGGAGAAAGACGACGUCAGGGAGACGCUGAGCUCAAAAGAUAAAAAUGGCGGCAAUAUGGGCAAGAAACGCAACCUGUCAGACCUGUCUCUGGUCCGAUUUAUAACGACUGAGCUCACCAGAGGCUACUUCUUGGAACACAAUGAGGCCAAAUACACAGAGCGCAGAGAGAGGGUCUACACCUGCCUCCGCAUCCCCAAGGAGCUUGAGAAGUUGAUGACAUUCGGCUUCUUCCUCUGUCUGGAUGCCUUUCUAUAUGUUUUCACCCUGCUGCCUCUCAGGGUGAUUCUGGCCCUUUUACGGCUCCUCACUUUGCCUUGCUGUGGCCUCAGUGGCUCCCGCCUACUCCAACCAGCCCAGGUGUGUGAUGUGCUGAAAGGCUUUAUUAUGGUGCUGUGUUACUCUAUGAUGAGCUACGUGGAUUACUCCAUGAUGUACCAUCUGAUCAGGGGACAGUCUGUCAUCAAACUCUACAUCAUAUACAACAUGUUAGAGGUGGCAGACCGCCUCUUCUCAUCAUUUGGACAGGACAUCCUUGAUGCUCUGUACUGGACAGCAACAGAACCAAAGGAAAAGAAGCGCGCUCACAUAGGCGUGAUUCCACACUUCCUCAUGGCUGUGCUAUACGUCUUCCUCCAUGCCAUCCUCAUCAUGGUUCAGGCCACCACUCUCAACGUAGCCUUCAACUCUCACAACAAGUCUCUGCUCACCAUCAUGAUGUCAAAUAACUUUGUGGAGAUCAAAGGCAGUGUUUUCAAGAAGUUUGAAAAGAACAACCUCUUCCAGAUGUCAAACAGUGACAUAAAAGAGAGGUUCACCAACUACAUCCUCCUGCUCAUCGUCUGUCUGAGAAACAUGGAGCAGUUCUCCUGGAAUCCUGACCACUUGUGGGUGCUGUUUCCUGAUGUCGUCAUGGUGAUAGCAUCAGAGGUUGCGGUCGACAUUGUCAAGCAUGCCUUCAUCACCAAAUUCAACGACAUCAGUGCUGAUGUGUACGGGGAAUACAGAGCGAGUCUGGCCUUUGACCUCGUCAGCAGUCGACAGAAAAAUGCUUACACAGACUACAGCGACUCUGUAUCCAGAAGAAUGGGCUUCAUCCCGCUUCCACUAGCUCUACUGUUGAUCAGAGUAGUGAUGAGCUCUGUGAAGAUUCAGGGUUCGCUCUCUUUUAUGUGUGUCCUGCUGUUUUACCUGGGGAUGAUCACUCUGAAGGUGCUCAACAGCAUUGUUCUUCUGGGGAGGUCGUGUGUGUUUGUGAAAGAGGCCAACAUGGAAGAAAAGCUCUUUGACCCUCCACCCUCGGCUGUCUCCAGUCGUGUAAACUCCAGAGCUCACCGCACCAAACAUGUUCACAUUGUACCACAACCAGAUCCCACAAUCGACAAAGGGGGAAUACCACUUUCAUCACAUACUACUCAGCCUGCCAACAUGGCAGAGAGUGCCGCCCCUACACUCCCAAAGAGCGACUCCGACACAUUCCUGACCACGCCAGACGAGGAGGAAGACGAAAAAAUCAUCAAUGUCGACACUGGACUGGAAGGAGGUGGACUUGAACCCAGAACGCCCAAGAAAGAUUUGCUGGAAAUAGACCGAUUCACCAUCUGUGGCAACCGGAUAGACUGAAAGCCAUAUUCACAAGCAGUCAGUGUCCUGGCUAAAUAGUGAGUUUGGGGUUCAGACACAGGUCACGAGCAUGCUCAGACCAAACCGAUUUUUUGUGCCUGACCCCUGGAGUAUUUAUUUAUUUAUUACAGACAAAACCAGCCAAGGCAUUAAGCUGUUACUACAAGCCUAAAAGGUUGUUUCAGAUGUUUCCAUCUGUUCAAGUCAGAGCCUAGGAGCCAGGAAGACACUGAGGAAGGGUUUUGUGUGUCAUAGCAACCUGCAGACUGCCUGAUGAUGAAGACUGGGGAAAAACUGGCAUCCACUGCUGGAGGAGAGCACGAAGAUGGAUACAUUUAAAGUUACAUAUGUGGGUCGCUGUGUGAUCCAAACCUCCAAAAUGACAGCUGGACUGUGCAAGUGUGUGUCCUAAAGCACAAUCCUGUCUACAGCGCAGAGAUGUAGAUGUCAUUUUCUUUUUUUCAGAUUGAGUUUUGGGCUUUUUUUCCCUUUUAUUUGAUAGGACAGUAGAUAGGAAACCCGGGAGAGAGUGAGGACUGACAUGCGGGAAAGGGGCCACAGGUCAGACUCGAACCUGGCCGCCCACUUGGUGGACUAUAGCCUCUGUACAUGUUUUGUGACCUAACCACGCGGCCAUCUGCGCCCCGCAGAGUUGUUUUAAGAAAGAACAAACCUUGUCAACUUUUGUACUUUUUUAUUUUCAAAUCCUGAAAAUGUCUUAUAUUUUAAAUGGCGUUUUUAUGAAAAAUCAGGGGUUGUUUUUCCACACACAAUAUUUCAGCAAGCACACACUCAAAGCUCUGUUCAAGUUGAGUUAUUGCAAUGAGCCAAGAAGUUCAAAGCCUUUUGAUAUGGCAGAAAUGACACAGAAAACAGUCGUAUAUGAGUACAAGUCAUCAGUUGACAUGCUCAUGGGUUGGACACAACAGUGACUUGACCUUUUUAGACAGAGGAAACAGGAUGGAGAUUUUAGUAUUGUGAAGUUUGUGUUGUGUGGUUACCCUGAGGCACUGAGAUACAAUGGUGCAUAUUUCUUUUUAAAAGGCCCAGAAUUUUUUUGGAGUUUACUCAAAACAAGAACAAUUUAGAGGGGUUUUAUUUUUUUUCAUAUGCUUCACAUGUACGUCAUUGUACAAACAUUUAACCUACAGGUAAUCAUGGUGUGUCAUCACUGUGUCCUUGGUAUUGGAGAGCGAUUUAAAGAAAAAUAAGCUUACAUGUAUGCUGCUGUCUUUUAAGGAUACGUUUGAGAAACAUGAAGGAGAAUUGUACCAGCACUGUGAUCUUGUGAAAGCAGUAAACCCAGCCGUUUUCACAUGCCAAAAUCCUGUUAAAUUGGAAAAAUCAUGUCUGAUCUCAAAGAUUCCCGGCAUUUUUUGUUGCAGUUGGCUGUUGGCUUUGAUUGUUAGAACUCUGAAAAUGUAAGUUUGCUAGUCAGUAAGAUGUUAUGAAACGAUAGUAUGGUAUACAGGAAUUGACAGGAAUUAUGCAUCCUGUGCAAAAAACUAGUUUCAGCAGGGGCUGCAUCUUUCCAAUAUUUUUUAUUAUCCAUUAAUCUAAAGAUUGUUAAAUGGUGAUUAUCUUUUCAUUUUCAGAGUCCAACGUGACCACUGCAAAUAAGGUAUUUUGCCCAACCAAGGGUCCAAAACCCCCUUAACUUUCUGUCAUAAAUGACAAUAAAAGCUUCAGAUCUUUACAUUUAAGAAGCUGAAACCGGCAUAUCCGACACAACCAUUUUAUCUGAAAAAUGACUUGCACAUUAUAUAGAUAAUCAUUAUGUGUUCCUAUUAUUUUUCCAUUAAUAAAAACUAUACAUUGCAACUUUAGAUCAACUUGGCUUUACUCAACAUUUGAUGCCAGUACCCUGAUUGCAUCCAGGACACAGCCCCACACCCUUAAAAAUCAGAGAAGUUAUUUUAACAUUUCAAACUAUUGUUCUGAUGUUCAAGCAGAGUCAUCAAGGACACACACUGACAACCUUUAAGAAAUUGAUCUUUUUGCUGUGCAUUGAGUCAAUAGUCAAACCCAAGUUACAACUUUUUUUUCCCUAUAGGAAGGGUAGCUCCCCCCACAUUUUGUACUUUCUAAACAAAACAACAGACUUUAUGACGAGAUGUACAGUAUUUAUCUAUAUUAAUGAUUAUUUUAAGUUUUUAUACAAAAAUUAUACGUUUAUAUUUUUCAUGUGGAAUGCCUAACAUGUUUGAGGAUGAUUAAUUUUCAGGCUUCCUGGUAAGCAGUCAGACUUGCAACUUGGAACAAAAUAUGUAAAACAAAACUCUUCUUAGUGACAGCAGCAUAGGAUCAAAACAACCUGCGACCACACACACAUACGUACACACACACUUUCUAUCACUCCUCCUCACUCUUUUACAUCUUCAGCAAGGAACUAGUGGUUCAAAAAAAGGCAGGGGACAAGACACUGCAAAUGUUAUUGAAUAAUACAUGAGACCUUACUGUCAAAAGGAAGGUAAAUAACAGCCUUUUUUGAUGGAAGGAUUGAAGAGUGUGGAUCCAUCAUGGCAGUGUGUUUAUAUGCUUGUGUAAAAAUGUGUGAGAGAGUUAAUCUGCUCUGCAUGGAUGAAUCUCACAAUCAAAAGUCAUUCUACACGUACUGUAUACAUCUGAUUUUUCCCUCCCUUGUUUUUUUUUCAUGUGCAACCCAUCUAUGUAAUACAGCUCCUACAUGACAGAGGGAGAAUAAAACAAGGUAUCUGUUUUGUAA